CGUUCAUUGGUUAGAACGGAUAGGCAGCUUGUGUUUGUUGGUGAGCUGGGCAAAGAAAGGCAUUGCCGCGGGUGUUCAGAAUGGACGGACAAGAGGGGGACAUUGUCAUAAACAAGAAGUUCGUAACAGAAUCGGAAUUAGAGGAAAUACGAAAGAAAAGGCAGGAAGAAUGGGAGAAAGUGCGGAAGCCGGAAGACCCAGAAGAGUGUCCAGAGGAAGUAUACGACCCGCGCUCUUUAUAUGAGAAGCUUCAGGAACAGAAAGAGAAGAAACAACAGGAAUAUGAAGAACAGUUUAAAUUCAAAAAUAUGGUCCGGGGUUUGGAUGAGGAGGAAUCUAACUUUCUUGAUGAAGUUUCAAGGAAACAGGAGUUGCUGGAAAAACAAAGGAGGGAGGAAGAGAAGAAGGAGUUAAAUGAAUUUAGAAAUGCACAGACAAUAGCUGCCACAUCCACAGAGCAUAAGAAGAAGGAUGCGGAGAAGAAGCCGCUGACAAAACCCCUGGACAACAAGAAUAAGUUUUCUCAGUCAAAGUUACUGGCGGGGGCCGUUCGACACAAGAGUAAUUCUGAAAGCUCUGGAGCAAAGAAAUUAAAGCUUGAUCAGGAACAUGAGAAGUUAAUAGAGACCCAUUCUAGCUCUGUUGGAAGCUCCUAUACCGCCGGUUCCCGAGUCCAUUGUCCUCCAGCCUCCGUCUGUAUUGGAAUCUUACCGGGCCUAGGCGCCUAUUCAGGAAGCAGUGACUCCGAGUCCAGCUCCGACAGCGAAGCCACUAUCAACAACAUGGGAAAGAUUGUCUCCUCCGUUUUCCGCUCAGGCACUUUCCUUGAUGCACCUUAAAGCAGGAAACAUUGGUCUCCGUAAUCCCAGCAGUGAGAUGUAGAACAUGGACACAUUCUCAGUGCACAAACUGCGUAGUGCUCAGACAUCAUGCAUUUUUAAGUUUAAGAGUUGUCCCAUCUUGAAAUGUUAUUUAAAUAUAAUUCAGCAUGAAAACAAAUUAUUUUAGUAAUUUACUUUCUGUUACUAAAAUGCUCUAGUUGCAAAAUAUUCCCUUUACUUCAUUAUAAUAGUGCCCCCUGGUGUUCAGUCUGUAUAAUAACGCGCACAUUCGCCUAUUGAGCUGGAUGAACAUGGUUGCACAUGUUCAGUUCCAUCCUUCAACUGCCACCAGACAGAUCUACUGCUAGUAGCGGGCAAUUACAGUAAGAAAGGACACGCCCCUGAGGAGCAGCAGAAAAGAGAAUCUGGCUGAGCAAGGCAGGUGUCAGGUCUUUUUUUUUUUUUUUCCCUUUCUGGAGCUUUCUGCUUGGAUUGGUUUUUUUUUUUGGUUUUUGUUGCAGCUUUUUUUUAAGAGGGAAAAAAAAAACGCUACUUCCGGAUGAUUUGACAUGACAUGCGUUUUUUGAGGGUCAGUGCCGUGGUUUUUUGACGUAUGUUUUCUGGCAUUUUUGUUCCAUAGUCAUGCAUUGAAUUUUUCCCCAAAAAAAUUUGUGUGCGUCUUUGUUUUUGCAACAGCAUAUGUUUCCCAUCCUGCAUGUUAUUUUGCAAAAAAAAAAAUGGAUGCACUUUUUGGCCGACCACCAAUCCCGCUGCAGCGCCCCCUCCCCCCCCCCGCUUUUCCCUGUCAAAAACAGUGUGGCUGCACCUCAACUGCAACAGUAAACAAAGAGAUCUCGGGACCCAUGUUAGGUACAGGGCUGGUUCUAGCAUUGUUAGGAAGAGAUUGUCAUUUACUAUAUGAUGUCUGAUCUUCAUUUAACAGCUUAUUAAAUAAUUUAAAGUUGGUUAA
Molecule: messenger RNA, 1791 nt
Organism: Bufo bufo (common toad)
Lineage: Eukaryota; Metazoa; Chordata; Amphibia; Anura; Bufonidae
Gene: PSME3IP1
Product: proteasome activator subunit 3 interacting protein 1
Exons: 7
Coding region: 81-839 (252 amino acids)
Cellular component (GO): nucleus
Source: RefSeq, a predicted model, not a curated record